This is a messenger RNA of Apis florea (little honeybee), 947 nucleotides long. RefSeq names its product cilia- and flagella-associated protein 299-like. The record is from RefSeq and is a predicted model, not a curated record. Lineage: Eukaryota; Metazoa; Arthropoda; Insecta; Hymenoptera; Apidae.
UCAAAAUAUCUUUAAAUUAAAAAAUAAAUUUUGAUGAUAAAUUAUUAAAAUUAUUAAUUAAAUAAAUUUAAAAUGACAUUAGUAGGAACACAAAUAGAUAGUGACAAGAGAUUACUAAAUUUUGACACUUAUGAAGAUUAUUUGAAUUCUUUAAUAUCAUUUGUUGAUCUUGGAUAUCUAGGAAAUCUUCAUGUUGCACGUCAAUUAGCUGAACUUGGCUAUCGUUGUGCAGGUGAAACACUUGAUGAAGAUACAUUUUAUCGGCGUUUAAAAGCUGUGAAAAAUUUAGUUUUUCCACCUUAUAAACCAUAUGAAUUAACAUCAGAACUAGUGAUACCAAGUGAUAAUGUAAUGCAAGAAUUAGCACUUAGAGAACAUUUAAACAGACUGAAAAUCAUAUCCACUAUUAUAUUUAUAAGAAACUUAACAAAACUUCAAUUUGAGAUUUCUGGUUACAUUGAUUAUAAUGAAAGACUUGAAAAAGAAAAUUGGCUUGCAUAUUUUGAAGGAAGAAAAAAGAUAUGGCCUUGUGCAUCUGAUCUUGCAUAUUAUGAUUGGAGAACAGGAAAAUCAUGUUUGAAUGAAACAUCAAACUUUGAACCUGUUAUAGAUCCAAUAUUAGGUCUUCGAUUCAAACAUAAUCAUGAUAGACAUUUCAUUAAUGUAGAUCCUGGAGUAGCUACUCCAGGAAUAUAUACAACACGAGUAAGAAUACAUAGUCAACAAUAUCAACAUGUAAUAUUAUAUGAUCAUGUUCUUAGGAGUAAAAUUUAAAGUAUUAAAUGGAAAUAUACUUACUUCGCGAUGAAGUCGAUGAGGAUUCACCAGCUGAACAACGCUAUCACGUUUUAUCAGCAUGGCUGUUGAAUCUCCUACCCAGGCAACAUAUAAUCUUUUAUUUAAUAUUAAAGUGCAAACUGCAGUAGUCCCACCACAUAAUUUCUAAA